This is a messenger RNA of Corylus avellana, 1084 nucleotides long. RefSeq lists its product as uncharacterized. Lineage: Eukaryota; Viridiplantae; Streptophyta; Magnoliopsida; Fagales; Betulaceae. The record is from RefSeq and is a predicted model, not a curated record.
CACACCACACACUCUUGUAAAUCUAAGAUUUGAGCUCCUAUAUAUAAAUAUAUGAGAAACCCUCAAACCACAACCAGCUUAAAAAUCUUUCAAGACCCCCAUCAAAGCUUAAACUCCUUUCCCAAUUCACAUCUUCAAUAUUUUCCAAGGAGCUGCUUCUUCAGCCAGAACAGAGAGGAGAAGAAAUGGAUCAAACUGAGUACCACAGCAAACAAACCUUGACUCAGUUGGUAAACAUUCAAUUUCUAAAAAAGAUCACACAGUUGCUGGUCUCAGUUUCUGUGUUUUCUUACUUCUUUUCUUACCCAUCUUUGUUUUCUUUCCUCCAAUCUUUCAACUUAUACUUCUCUACAUUCCCUUCCCAUCUGUUCUCCCACACAAUAGACAAAAACUGCAUAUUUCUCCUAUGCAAUGGACUCCUAGUUUUCCUUGCUAAAUACUCUGGCCUAACAAGUUCUCUGUCCGGGUCUAAUCAUAAUGAAGAAUCCUUCAAAAGUGCUGGAGAUGGUUUGCAACCCGAACCAUUGAUAAUAUUGGAGACCAAAGAGGCAAUGUUGGAUAAGGAGGCUUUGGUGGAAACCAUUGGUUCUGCAGAAAUUGUUGCUGUGGAACAACAUGGAAGAGAAAUGGACCAUUUCAUCAAAGAAGUCGAAAAAGAAACUGACGAGUCAGUGGUGGAGCAAGGAGGAAGAGGAGAAGAACAAGAACAUGAAGAACAAGAAGAACAAGAAGAAGGAAAUGGGAUGUUGAGUACAGAGGAACUGAACAAGAAAUUUGACGAUUUUAUUAGAAGGGUGAAGGAAGAAAUAAGGAUUGAAGCUCAACAACAACUAGUCAUGGUUCAGUAAUCCCCCUUAAUUAUCUGUUUACUCACAAAAUUAUCAAAAAUCUGUAGCUCCAAUAGUUGUUCAUCACCCUUCUUCUGUUAGCCGUAUGUGAAAUAUGUACUCUAGGAAAUCUCUAUUCUCCUGUUUGUUUCUUUUUCCUUGGAGGGGAGGGCAGGAAGAAAGAUCUGUUUGUGGUUUGUAGUACAUCAAUGUUCAUUGCAAUGAUAUUAUUACUAAUGGGAAGCUUUAUCCUAAUU